GGCUCAACUGGUAAUAUGGACUAUUUAAUUUUUAUUUUUUUAUUUGUCCCCAUAUAUAAAAGACUUUGUGUUCAUUGAUUGCUCUCUUUCCUUCUUUCUUUCUCUAUUUCCUUUUUGCAAUUCUAUUUCUGUUUCUAUUUCAUUUUUUUUUUCGACUAUAUUUUGUUUUUAAUUGAUAUCGCUAACAAAGAAAAAGAAAACAUUUCUUCUUUUUCUGUUUAUUUAUUUGUGCGUCUUGUUUGAUUAUAGAUGAAUCAUUGUUUUCCACAACAAAAAGAAAACCUUCUCACCUAUCGUUUUGUUCAAUGAUAAUGAUAGUGGCGUUUCGUCAUUAUCGUUUAGAGAUGAUAACCAAAUUAAAGUUCAAUCUCUUAUUGAAGAACAUCGCCUAAGAACAAGAGACAUGCUGGAAUAUAAUGCACAAGUAUGGGAAAAUGAAAGACGAAUGAAUGUUUCAUCAGCUUUGCUAGAUAUUUCUUUAACAGAACCAGUGACACGCAAGGAAUCAUUAUCAUCAUCCACCACAGAAUCACUUCAGCAAACAUCUCCUAUGAAUGACCAAAUUAACGACAUAGAGCGUCAGAUGUAUACGUUUGAUAUCCAUACAAACAAUCAUCCAAUAUCCCCAAAAGAAGAAACCCCUGUUAGCAAAGUGACAGAAGAUCAAAUCACAACGACGUUUAUCACCGAGCCUCAAUAUUACCAUACCUACAGACCCUAUAUUAGUAGAAGAAGACGACGAGAGAACCUACCUAAAGAAGUGACCGAAUACCUAAAGCAGUGGCUUAUUAUGCAUAAAAAACAUCCAUACCCAACUGAACGAGAAAAGCAAGAACUAGCUGAUGAGACUGGACUGAUGGUCAAUCAAAUAAGCAAUUGGUUUAUCAAUGCUCGUCGUCGUAUUCUGCAGCCUUUGCUUGAGUACGAAAGUCAUCAACAACAGAAACAAAGGCGAAAACAACAAAAGCAGCAGCAACACUAUCAUCAUCAGCAGGAGCAGUCGGCAAAUGAUUAUCAUCUCGCUUCUUCUGAAAACGAUAACAGUAAUCCAGUUGUUCAAAAUAAAAAACAGUUAUCAGAAAUUGCCCACAAUGUGUAAAGGUAAGAAGUAAAAGAAAAAGUGUCAUUUUAAUCCAAAAACGUAUCUAGAAUUUCGAUUGUAAAAAAAAAAAAACCAUGUACAUUCUAUCGUUUUUCAACUUGUCUUGCUAUUUAUGCUAUUAUCUUUUAAUUCCCUUUCUAUGCUCGUUUUUAGGCCUAUUAUGAUAUUAAAGAGAAAAAAGUACUCGCUCCAUAUACCUUUUUUUUUAAAAAAAAAUAAUAAACCACCAAUUUAUAUUAUGUAAUCUUUACAAAACAAAACAAAAAAUAUUUAGAGAGAAAAACCAUCUAAAGCAAGUGGUUUACUUUCUAAAUGAGUUUUAUCGUGUGAUUGUAGUAUGCCGAAAAGGAAAGAGAGAGAAA
This is a messenger RNA of Gilbertella persicaria, 1464 nucleotides long. RefSeq names its product homeobox KN domain-containing protein. Gene Ontology annotation, biological process: regulation of DNA-templated transcription. The transcript is spliced from 3 exons. Gene Ontology annotation, molecular function: DNA binding. The coding region runs from base 404 to 1099 and encodes 231 amino acids. Lineage: Eukaryota; Fungi; Mucoromycota; Mucoromycetes; Mucorales; Choanephoraceae. The record is from RefSeq and is a predicted model, not a curated record.